Messenger RNA from Zeugodacus cucurbitae (melon fly), 1635 nucleotides. RefSeq lists its product as uncharacterized. The transcript is spliced from 2 exons. Lineage: Eukaryota; Metazoa; Arthropoda; Insecta; Diptera; Tephritidae. The coding region runs from base 151 to 1125 and encodes 324 amino acids. The record is from RefSeq and is a predicted model, not a curated record.
GCUGAGUUGGCUAAGCGCACUUUUUGGUAUAUAAAGUUGCUGGAUGACACUGGAAAGUCAUCAGUUACUCAGUUCUCCUCACAACUGGUGUUUGGUUAACCUCGUCUACUAACUUACUCGUAGCAAAAUCUAAGCAUAGCCUACAACAAAAUGAAGGUUUUCGUUUGCAUCUUAGCUGUGGUGGCCACAGCCCAAGCAGGUUUUCUGGGCCUUGGCGGCGGUAGCGGUGGCGGCGGCGGUGGCGGCUACUCAUAUGGUGGCGGUGACGGCGGUCAUGGUGGACACGGUGGUUUUGAUGGCGGUCAUGGAGGUCAUGGCGGUGGUCAUGGUGGCUACGAAGGCGGCCAUGGCGGUGGUCAUGGUGGCUUCGAAGGCGGCCAUGGCGGCGGUCACGGCGGUGAAGUGAAAAUCAUCAAGAUCAUCAGUGAGGGCGGUGAUGGCGGUCAUGGUGGUCAUGGCGGACACGGUGGACACGGUGGCUUCGAUGGCGGCUAUGGCGGCGGUCAUGGUGGACACGGUGGACAUGGUGGCUACGAUGGCGGUCAUGGUGGUCAUGGCGGUCACGGUGGUGGUGGCGCUUUCAAUGGCGGAUUUGGCACCAGCGGCGAAUUGAAAAUCGUUAAGGUCAUCAGCGGAGGUAGCGCCGGCGGUCAUGGUGGACACGGUGAUGCCGGUCAUGGCGGACACGGUGGAUACAGCGGCGGCGGUCAUGGUGGUCAUGGGGGACACGGUGGUUACAGCAGCGGCGGUCAUGGCGGUCAUGGUGGCGAAGUCAAGAUCAUCAAGGUCGUACAUGAGGAAGGCGGCAGCGCUGGUGGCUUCGAUGGCGGUUAUGGCGGCGGUCAUGGUGGACAUGGUGGUUUCGAUGGCGGUUAUGGCGGCGGUCACGGUGGACACGGUGGUUUCGAUGGCGGCUAUGGCGGUGGUCAUGGCGGUCAUGGUGAUCACGGUGCUGGCGGUGAAGUCAAAAUCAUCAAGGUCAUCAGUGAAGGCGGCGCUGGCGGUGCUGGCGGCUAUGGCGGUGAUGCUGGCGGUUGGGCUGCCGGUGGCGGCGGUGGUGCUGGCGGUUGGGCUGCUGGUGGUGGUGGUGGCUGGUCAUCCGGCGGCGCUGGUGGCUGGGAUUAAACACCUUACAUGCCAUAAAGCAUUUGUACAUAUUGUACUAUACGCAAGCAGCGCAAUGAGUCCAUCCUAAAUUAGUAAACACAAAAAGAAGGCAGCCCACGCAGCCAUUUGCCAUUGACUGAGACUGAAUGAUUAAUAAGUCAUGGUUGCGCGCUGACUGCCACCUUGUACAUAAACCACUUUCCACGCUUAACGCGCUGCAUCACUACUCCUAUUAUCCUCCUACAAACACACACACACCGUCAAUCGACGCGUGUGAAGUGCCAUUCUUCUUCGCCUGUUCAUGCGCAUUCUCCACAUGCCUACUCGUAUUGUGAUAUACAAACAUACCUGCAUACUCACAUCACUCUUAGCGCACUAAGUGUAAAUGUUGAACCACAAUUUUGUUGUAAUGUACCUGUUAAAGCAACAGCGUGAGUUCGUAGACGUUGUUAAUGUUGUUAUUGUUUUUAUUGUUACCAAAAUAUAACAAGUUGAAAAUAAAAAUCCAAAAAAAUUUUAAAAUAAAAA